Messenger RNA from Aplysia californica (California sea hare), 4454 nucleotides. Its product is annotated as kinesin-like protein KIF26B. The record is from RefSeq and is a predicted model, not a curated record. Gene Ontology annotation, molecular function: ATP binding; microtubule binding; microtubule motor activity. Lineage: Eukaryota; Metazoa; Mollusca; Gastropoda; Aplysiida; Aplysiidae. The transcript has 5 exons. The annotation marks the transcript as partial. Gene Ontology annotation, biological process: microtubule-based movement.
CAACUCCUACCUGCCGCACACAAAUUCAACUCUAUCUUUGUUUGCCCCUCUUUCAGAGACAGCAAGAUCGCCCAGCUGUUGAGAGACUCUUUGGGUAACCUGUCGUGUCGUACCUGCAUGAUAGCACACGUGUCAUCAGCGGUACCUCACUACAACGAGAGUCUUCAGGUCAUCCAACUGGCCGCUCGCAUACACAGGAUGAAGCGGAGGAGGAUCAAAUUUUCGAGCACCAGCUCCGAGGACAGCUCCACAGACGGUGAUGUGAAGUUCCGCCGGCCGUACCGCGGUCUGCGAAUGGGCACACUGCGAGAAGACAUCCUCUACUCAUCCUCCCACUCUGACCCAGAUUACACCUCCAGCAGUGAGCAGUCGUGCGACACUGUCAUCUACAUCGGCGCCAACGGCCAGUCGCUCAGCGACAGAGAGCUCACGGACAAUGAAGGUCCUCCCCGCCACGUCCCACGGACUAACCCGAGGCUUCCUCGAAGACCUAGUGGGUCGCGCUCUUCAGGGGAUGAUUCGGACAGUGGUCGCAGCGUGCACUCUGUCAAGAGCAUGGAUUCGAGACUGCCUGUCAGAUCACUCAUGUCCCCGCCACCUGGGGGACCCUUAAUGGCUGUGAAAAUGGGUCAGACACAGUCUACUCCUGGUUCGCCGAACCCUGGCCUUGUGAAGAUGGGUCAUAGAAUGGGUGGACUUCACUCGAAGACGGCCUCAGGGCAUGGUAGCGAUACUUCGAGUGCUGGUGGACACUGGCAAGACAAACCGGCUAAAAUCCAUUGCCACGCCUCGCAGAGAGAGCUCGCCAAAGCAAUUCAUGAAAAGCAGCAACCUCUUCAGGGAGAGCAGUGGAUCGACGGUCCGGGGGCUGCGAUCUACCCAGAGAAAUCAAACAGCGAAAUGUGGGUGGACGGACCUCAGGCCUUCGUUGUACAACAGCAACCUCAGUCAGCUCUCUCGUCGUCACCUUCAUCGCGGGGCGACGCACAGCAGCAACAACAACAGCAGCAGCAACAACAACAGCAUCAUCACCAUCGUUCAGAAAGUGGGUCAUCGUCCCACCACCAUCGGUCCGACUCAGGCUCUCGGCGCGUGGCGCCAAGAAAGGUAGACGCCGAGGAGCAGUGGGUGGAUGGCCCUAGAGAGAUGGUGGCUGGCAGCAAUCCCUCUCAGCCUUUACACACUUGCAGUAAAGUGUCACACCAGCCCAAGACGAUUAUGUCCACAGGUGUCAGCGAGAAGGCGUUGAAGCAAGCGUUAGUGAAACAUAUCAUGGAGACAAAGGAGCGUCCGGAGAGUAGCGUCAGUGUGGACAGCGACUCGUCCCUAGCGGUGCAGGCGGCCGAGUCUAGGCCCACCAGCAUCCACAGCAGCGACGAGCAGGCUAAGCACUCGGCCAAAGAGUCAGCCGCACCAUGUGCGAGUUCUGACUCUGCAAGUAAACAUGCGGAUAUUUCGUCUUCGAGUCCGCUGCUAUCAAGCAAAAAGCAAAAACUGUCCUCUGAGCAACAGAAGAAAACGCAACAACCGCUAUCUCGAGGUUCCCCUAAAGCCUCCCCCUCUCCUUCCCCUGGGGUUUCUCGUAAAUGCAGUAAGCUAGAAUCUUCUCACGGUCCGAGGUUACAGAAAUCUCAACUGCCGGGCUCAGCUAGCCCCACCCACCGUGUUGUUCAGUGGAUCAAGUCAGUGGCGACAGAGCAGCCAGCAGCUGCCCCGCCCUGCCCCAACGUAACGAGCUCCGACCUGCAGGGGACCGAACAGUCAGAGACCGUUGUGAUGGCUGAUGCUGAGACCAACACGGAGCACGAUUCUGAUUUCGAACGAAUGGCAGAGGAGGGCGGUCUGAAAUCGUCUGACAGUAGUGAUGAAUCUCAGGCUGUGAAUUUGUCUGGAAAAAGCAGUGACCAAACAAUAGCUAAAGACGAUAGGCGCAAUAAUACCAUCAUGGCUGAAGCAAGUCUCGACAGUAGUUUUGACGCUUCUUGUGUUACUCGAGACUCCAUUUAUGAAAUGGAAGUAGAAGAAAGAUUAGAACUUAUGAAGGCAAAGGACGGGUCUCAUUUGGCUGCGGAGGUGGAUAACGAAACGUUCAGCAGCUUGUCUUGCAGCAAUCGCGACCCCGAUGAGCUGGAUCGCGAUCAGGGAAGUGCCGAAACAGAAUCACUUUUGGUACAGCACACGACAGCGCUCACCGAGUCCAGGCAGACGGCGAGACUCGCUCGUCACCUCGCACGAGGCCAAUGUAAACGGGACCCCUCACCAAUCAACUCGGAUUACGAGAAUGAAAUGCUGGAGGCUAGCCGGCCUUUGCUGAGUCGCAAACCUGAUGGAGCUUCCAAUCCAAACCUUUUGAAAAUGUUUUCAGAAGAAGAUCCUUUGGGAAAAGAGAAGUUGCACUCUCUUCCCAGUGCGGGUGUUGACACUAUGUACGUCAUGGCCAGCCACAAUGAUUCAGGUAUUGACUUCCCAACUACCUCAUCGCGUUCGUGCAGAACUGAGUUAGGUGACGACGACACGUGUGCUUGUGAAAACGACCUGGCUGGGCAGUCUCUCUGUGGGAAAGACGAUUGCUGCAGUGGUAACAUUUAUAAUUCUUUAAGAUCUGGUACAAAGAGCAAGCCACCAUUACCUUCAAAAGCCUCCCCUACCCUAAAACAAAGCGGCGUCCCAAAGAUAUCCUCAGGCAGCCCACCCUCCCCUAAUUCAUCGAGAUCUAUUUACUGUACUGCUAAGAUUCCUGGAAGAGAAUCCCCUGUAAUGCAGCAGAAGUCUCCUGCCCUUCACAACGCAAAGCUGUCAGGGGUGCCAGUAGUAAACUCUGGCGUGCGUAACAAAUUGUGCUCUCGCAGCGAAAAGACUAGUGUCUCUUCGUCGGGCACUUCCCAGAGUCCCCUAUCCUCGGCCACAUCCAGCCCUCUCGUGACCACCUCGAAAUCAUCGUCAUCUGCGAACUCCUCCCCGUCUCAAAAAGUCAUAAACGGGGCAGGCAGUGGUAGUGGUAGCAGUAGUAAGCUUCCGUCCUUCUGCGCCUCCAGAACGUCAUCACCGCUGCUAAAGGAAAACGGGAAAUCACGAAAGAAAGAUAAGGAGAAGGAAGUAAAAGGCGGCAGCUCUCGUGGUACCAAACUCUCGGAGCUCAUGCAUCGGGGCAAGGGAAAUGACUCUGACAGUGGCAACGACAGCGGAAUUGUAGCACACGAGAAAAGGCUGCUCUCCCCUUACGCGACUGUGACGAAGCCCAGAACACCAAGCCACUCUAGCAGUGGACAUGGUAGUGACAAUAGCACCAUCAGCACAGAGGUUCACCCCGGGAACAAGAGACCUGUUGCCAAGGUAGAGAACAUCCAUGGAGGGACCAGCAGUGGCUACGAGAGUAUGUUACGAGACAGCGAGGCUACGGGGUCUUCAUCUGGACAUGAAGACAGUGGCAGCGAGUCUUCCACCGAAAAUAAGAAGGGAUCAAAACGGAAGGGAACAAAAAGGAGUCGGUCUGCUCCGGCACGGUCCAAUGACAGCUCUCCACCAUCCUCCAGUCAGCCCAGCCAGGCCGGGAGUCGGUCAGCAGGCCCAGCCCACAGGGCCUGGGUGGACACCAGGCAUAUUCACAAGGUCAAGGAUGAGCCGUUAGAGCUGAAGAGAUAUGACCCCGAGGAUGUAGAAAGAAUGGGAAGGAGAAGGCAGGAUGAAACUGAGGCUCGGUUGUCUCCAGAGAGUAAUGGAAAAGAUGAUGAAGGUAGAGGAGAUGUUGAUCCCAAGGAUAGAAUAGAGAUGGAGCAGAGUGGCUGGUCCUUUGACUGCAAGUUUCUUAUGUGCUUCUCAUGCAAGUCCCGGCAAAGGGCAGCAGAUGUCUAGCAGGGAAUACCAAGAUGUAUACAUUAAUGAUUAUAUAUCUGUCUCUCUUGUUAGGUGGUGGAAGGGAUUUUAUCCUCAAAUAACAGAAUCUGAUGGGUUUUUAGUGUCUUACCAUCCAUCCACUUAACUUUUCCUCAAGUUGUCAACAUUAUUUAUAAGAAAGAACUGUUUUCUGUGGUACUCUUCCAAAAUAUAUUUUGUAACUUAAAAGUUGAUACUAGGGGGCUAUCAAUAAAACAAUGUGGAAACAAAAUAUCAAAAUAAAGUUUGUAGUUAUACAGAGAGUUGCUUUGUUUUGGACGUAAAUUGUUUUCUGAGAUCUGGACUUUGAAAGUUGAGGGAUGUGUAACAUAUUAGUCUUUAAGGAUGAGGAGAUAUUACCACAGUACUUUGUGUCAUUAAUUUGAAGGCUGUGUACGUUUUAUUUUCUGUAUGUAUAACAGAGUUAUGGUUUUGGCGUGCAAGUUUUGGAUAGAUGUCAAAAGAAAGAUACUAUACAUAGAGGAGAAAGAUUGAGAGAGAGAGAGAGAGAGAGAGAGAGAGAGAGAGAGAGAGAGAGAGAGAGAGAGAGAGAGAGAGAGAGAGAGAGAGAGAAAUAGAGA